AUGCCAGGUUUAUUAUAUGGUUCAGUAAGAUGUUUUUCAAGCACAAGUUUGGCAUCUAAAUCAGCAUGUUCAAUUGUUAAACCUGUUCAUCAUUUGGUUAAGAUUGAUAAAUCUAAAUUGACCUCUAGAUUCCCUGAAAUGAAAUAUGAAAAAAAUGAUAUUCGUUCUCCUGCUUUCAAACCAAUUGCUGUGGCUCAGGACAGAGGUAAAGAGCAUUAUUUAAAUACUUUACAACCUGAUCUCUUGUUAUUAAAUUAUUCUCACGGGGCAAAGGUCGAAGAAGGUUUGAAAACUAGACAAUGGGAUGGAACUUCUCCUUACCAUAUUAAUAGAAAAGCAAGACUACCUAGAGGUUCAAAAGCUCAAUUACCUAAUAUUAAUGUAAUUGAUUGGAAAAAUAUCCCACAACUUGAUAACAUUGUCUUGAAUUGUUAUGUGAGUGAAGCAAAGGAUAAUUCUUUAUUAGCCAUUUCCGCAGCUUUGCAAUUACAACAAAUCACCGGUGUUAAACCAAAUGCUAUAUAUUCAAAAUCUGAUGUUCCAAAUUGGAAAUUGAGAAAAGGUCGUCAAAUGGGUGCAAAAGUCGUAUUAAAGGGUCGUCCUAUGUAUCAAUUCCUAUCAACAUUGACCGAAAUUGUUAUGCCAAGAAUUAGAGAAUAUAAAGGUAUUAAUGAAAGCUCUGGUAGUAGAUUUGGUAGUGUAUCGUUAGGUUUGAGUUCAGAAGAUGUGAAGUUUUUCCCAGAAAUUGAUUUAAACCAAGAUCUAUGGCCUGCUACAUUCGGUAUGCAUAUUAAUUUCAAUACAACCGCACAAAACGAUCUACAAGCUAAAUCAGUAAUUAGUGGAUUCCAAGUACCAUUCAAUAAUUCUCCAAAAGAAGUGUAA
This is a messenger RNA of Vanderwaltozyma polyspora DSM 70294, 885 nucleotides long. RefSeq names its product mitochondrial 54S ribosomal protein uL5m (gene MRPL7). Gene Ontology annotation, cellular component: ribosome; cytosolic large ribosomal subunit. Gene Ontology annotation, molecular function: structural constituent of ribosome; RNA binding. The record is from RefSeq and is a predicted model, not a curated record. NCBI's taxonomy places the organism in Eukaryota, Fungi, Ascomycota, Saccharomycetes, Saccharomycetales, Saccharomycetaceae. Gene Ontology annotation, biological process: translation. The coding region runs from base 1 to 885 and encodes 294 amino acids. The transcript has a single exon.